Mya arenaria is the source of this 1376-nucleotide messenger RNA. RefSeq names its product 17-beta-hydroxysteroid dehydrogenase 14-like. The record is from RefSeq and is a predicted model, not a curated record. Gene Ontology annotation, biological process: steroid catabolic process. Gene Ontology annotation, molecular function: estradiol 17-beta-dehydrogenase [NAD(P)+] activity. Lineage: Eukaryota; Metazoa; Mollusca; Bivalvia; Myida; Myidae. Gene Ontology annotation, cellular component: cytosol. Bases 257 to 1135 code for a protein of 292 amino acids. The transcript is spliced from 10 exons.
ACGUAUUUUGUCUAUAAACCAAAGAAUGUAUAUUAGUCGAUAUAAUCAUCCAUGCAUAAAAUUACUAUUAAUUAAUGCACAUCAUGAUGUGCGCCUAUCAUGACUUCUUAGUGACUGCACUUGGGAGUAGGAUGUGUUAUUGGUCUCAGCUAUGUACACAGAUAAAAUUCGCGUAACCAGACUGUAACGUGUAGAUAAUGGUAGGAGUUCAAGUGUCUGUGAUAUGAAAGUCCAUUCAGUUUGAACAUCUUUAGCCAUGGCGGAAGGACUUCGUUACAAGGAUAAGGUUACUAUAGUGACAGGAGGCAGUAAGGGAAUUGGGCGUGGUUGCGUCGAGGUGUUUGUUCGGGCUGGAUCAAAUGUCGUAUUCUGUUCAAGAGGAGAUGAGAUGCAAGGCAUAAAGACGACGUAUCACGCGCAAGAUCCCUGUCUCUACCCCUUAGAGGCGGAGGGGCGGGAGCUGGAAACCCAGAUGAACGCUGAGGGUCCAGGAAGUGCAGUGUUCGUGCGCUGUGACAUGACCAGUGAGGACGACAUCAAGAAUUUGAUAAACACUGCAGUUAAGAAGUUUGGAAGAAUCGACUGUGUUAUAAAUAACGCCGGGCAGCAUCCUCCAGUAAUGCGAAUUGACGACAUCUCGGCGGAUGACUUCAAGAGCCUGCUCAACGUUAACCUCGUCAGCUACUUCCUCGUUGCUAAGUACUCCUUGCCGUACCUGCGACAGACCAAGGGAUGUAUUAUUCAGGACUCGAGUCUCGUGGCGGACAUCGGACAGCCAGGAUCCUGCACCUACGUCGCCUCAAAGGGUGGUAUCACGUCUCUCACCAAAGCGCUGGCAAUAGAUGAAUCUAUACACGGUGUACGCGUCAAUACGUUUUCUCCCGGGAACGUGUGGACGCCGAUGUGGGAGGACGGCGCUAACAAGACACCAGAUCCGGAGAAGUGCCGCAGAAACGGAGAAAACGCCCAGCUGCUGGGUCGGUUUGGGACGAUCGAGGAGUGUGGGCGGGCGUGCCUGUUUCUAGCCGCCGACGCCACUUUCUGUACCGGCAUCAAUAUCCCUCUCACCGGCGGCGCCGAGCUCAGCUACGGGAUGAAGAACCAACUUGCCAAGGACUCCGCGGACUUUGUAUGAGAUGCGGACGUAACCGAUAGUGUAAGCUGAGUGCGUGUUCUGUUAAUUGUUCAUUGUGUGCUAUGUCACCAUUGUACUUCAAACGAAAUAAUUGAAUAAAUAAGUAACAUAUCUUAUCGAAACCUUUUCAACGUUUCAGGAAAGAGGUGAUAGAAACUUGGUACAUUCGGAACUGACUUGUUACUGAUGUUUUUUUUCAUCAUUUUCUGCUUGUUUAAAUAAACAUGAAUUUAAGACCUAC